This is a messenger RNA of Cylindrotheca closterium, 1485 nucleotides long. NCBI's taxonomy places the organism in Eukaryota, Bacillariophyta, Bacillariophyceae, Bacillariales, Bacillariaceae. The record is from the annotation of a GenBank genome assembly.
AUGACAAAGAAGAAACAGAAUGGUGCUGGUCAGCCGAGUUGGGCCAAGUUCAUUCUACUUUCGAUAGCAGCUGCUUUGAUAUUGGGAUACCUGUUUCUUCAUCAACGAUUGUGGACUAUGCACCUGAGAACCCGUCUUCUUGUGGAAACGGAUUUGCAGCAGCAGCAGCAGCAGCAGCAACAGCAACAGCAACAACAACAACAACAGCAACAGCAACAGCAACAACAACAAGACCACUCUCAACUACUGAAGCAGUCACAAAAUCGACAACCGCCGCGAGUUUCGGCGGCAACCGACAAAACCGUGGUUCCAAGAAAAUACCAAGAAAACGAUGACAAUUCAUCAGAACAGAAGCCCUGUGACAUUGAAAAUCGGCAGCAAAUGGCAUCUGACACCAUGAUCAAGCAAGAGAAACUGCCCAAACAAAUCGAAUGGCUACCUCCCUGUAAUACCGCUACAGAUACAGGAGCUUCGUCCACCAACUCCACCUCGCCUUCCACCACCAUCACUACUAGUACUAGUACUAGUACCCCACCACUUCCCUUUUGGAUGGAAUGUGAUCCUGGACCAAAGUCGAUUGACGUCAUUUUGACAGUGUACAAACGAUCCAAUUUGCGAUUGCAAUUGGAAAUGUUGGUCAAUCAAACCUUGCAGCCUCAAAAUAUCUUUGUCUAUCAAAGCGAACACUAUGUAAAAGUGGAACCCAUUGUGCAAGCCUUUCAAUCCGAAUACAAGGCAGACUACAAGAUGCCACCAAUUCAUGUACUGCAGGCACCAGUGGAUGUAGCAGGGUAUCAUGGACGCUUCUACAUGGCCUAUACCAUGUCACGAGCACGUUAUGUAUCCAUUUGGGACGACGAUGUGUCCGCGGGGACUGGAUGGUUGGAACGAGUGGCUACCUUUUUGAAUGAACACCACGACAUGUACAUUGCCAGCAGUGGAGGAAGAAUGGUUCAAAGUUUGGUGGAUCCCAACAAGAGCAGUAGUGCUCCCAUUGUGAGCAAAAACAAAAAGGAUCGAUCAGGAGGUUCUUCUCAGGAAUCCAACACGUUUGGUAUGCUCGCCAAGCGCCAUGGCGAAGUCGACUUUUGCGUCCACAAUUACAAUCUGCGACGAGAAUUGUUACGAUAUUGGCUUGGAGCUCCAGUCCAAACGUAUUAUACUGGCGAAGAUAUGCAAUUGGCCUUUGUCUUGCAACAAUAUGGGGUCCACGCCUACAAGUUGGGAAGAAAAUUGCAGCGCAACGAACAUUAUGAUGAUUGGGCCGAUGGAGCCAAGGGACUGGGAGCCAACAACAGGAACAAGGCGUCCUACAAGAAGAAACGGAAUGAACCAAGACAAUGGUUGAUUUGUAAGCUUGUUGCCGAAGGUUUUCAAACCAUCGAUUGCCCUAAUUGCAACGCAACUGUAGCCAAACGGUGCAUGGACUAUUACGAGAACCUGGAUCAUCAUGUACUAUCGUCAUCCAACGAGAAGAAAGGAUGA